UGUGGGACGUUUAAAGAGUUUGAUAAACGUAGAAAACAAACACUCUGUCUCUUUUAGUGGGUUUGUAACCGACUAUAGUCUUAAACCUAAAGAAGUCAAAUAAGCCACCAAUACUGCUUCUUCCUUACCUUGUACAGAGAGGUGAGUGAGCUUUACAUUGACAGCUCGAAAUUAAGGAAGCCAGAUUCUUGCCAUGGCAAUGUACAUCCGUGUGAAGCGCAUGAAAGCCACUUACUUUAUACAAUGCGAUCCGACAGAGACUGUUUUGGAUGUUAAGCAGAAACUGUUCACCCUCAUUGAGCAACCAGUUAGCAACCAGCGUCUGGUCUUAAUGUCUACUGAAGAAGUAUUAGUGGAUUCGAAAUCUCUGGCGGAGCAGAAGGUUGAGAAUGAUGCAGUUGUGGCUCUGACUUUGAGGAAAGAUGACAACGAGUUUGAGGAUGUCGACAUUCCACAGCUUGCAGACUUGUCAAUCUCCUGAAGAAGAUUCUAAACUGGCUGGUAUCAGGAGAACCUUUGCUUCAACAGGAGAAGAGUAUAUUUAUUCAAAACGCGAGUAGCCUAUAAACGCAUUAUUAAGUUGUUUUCAUUAUCUCUGCAAUGUGUCAACAAAUGCCUCUUUAGUUGUUACAGAAAGUUGGUUGUAAUUAAAGAUAUUGAGAUGUGUGGAAGUGCAACUUGCAAGAAUACUAGUUGUCGGUGA
This is a messenger RNA of Raphanus sativus (radish), 703 nucleotides long. RefSeq lists its product as uncharacterized. The transcript is spliced from 4 exons. Lineage: Eukaryota; Viridiplantae; Streptophyta; Magnoliopsida; Brassicales; Brassicaceae. Gene Ontology annotation, molecular function: protein binding. The record is from RefSeq and is a predicted model, not a curated record. Bases 194 to 481 code for a protein of 95 amino acids.